AUGUCCAAACAGUUCCAGUUCAAGCUCGUUCUCCUCGGCGAAUCUGCCGUCGGCAAGUCCAGUCUCGUCCUCCGUUUCGUGAAGGACCAGUUCGACGACUACCGGGAGAGCACUAUUGGCGCUGCCUUCCUCACACAAACCGUCACCCUCGAAGACCAGACGACGGUAAAGUUCGAGAUAUGGGAUACCGCAGGCCAGGAGCGAUACAAGUCCCUCGCCCCCAUGUACUACCGUAACGCCAACUGCGCCGUUGUCGUCUACGACAUCACCCAGUCGACGUCGUUAGAGAAGGCGAAGGCCUGGAUCCGCGAGCUCCAGCGACAAGCAGACCCCAACAUCGUCAUCGCCCUCUGCGGCAACAAGCUCGACUUGUCCGCGCGACGCCAGGUUACAGAAGAGGAGGCGAAGAAGUACGCCGAGGAGGAGGGUCUCAUGUGGGGCGAGACUAGUGCCAAGUCUGGUGAAGGCGUGGCUGACAUCUUCACUGCUAUCGCGAAGAAGCUGCCGCUCACCGCAGCACCGUCCGCGCGGAGUGGUGCGCGCCCCGGUGCCGCAGGCAGGACAGGAGUCGACCUCAACAAGCAGGCUGCGGGCCAGGGUCAGAACGAGGCGUGCAACUGCUGA
Messenger RNA from Epithele typhae, 624 nucleotides. Its product is annotated as GTP-binding protein RAB5. The transcript has 8 exons. The record is from RefSeq and is a predicted model, not a curated record. Lineage: Eukaryota; Fungi; Basidiomycota; Agaricomycetes; Polyporales; Epitheliaceae. Gene Ontology annotation, molecular function: GTPase activity; GTP binding. Bases 1 to 624 code for a protein of 207 amino acids.